GCCGCCGGUCGGCUGGAGCGAACGUGUCUCCGCACCCGUCAGGGCCGAUGUGUGAUUCCGGUAUGUUGAUGUCGUGAAUUGGAACAAAAAUGGACUUUCAGAGUGCUAUGGAGACCUUCGCCGAGGCAUGGGCAGCCGCUAACACGGCCAAGUCUGAAGUACCCAGCGAUCUGUCGCAGGAACGCGUUUCUCUCUUGAAUUGGAGCAUGCUGAAAAAGACGAGUCUGUCAUCAGAUUUGCGCCGCAGUAAGACACCACCACGACGAUCGCCAGAGGAGCGGGCGGUGCCGCGGCCGCCCUCCGCGCCGGUACACGAUCGACCUUCGCUCACACCGCACACACCUCACCUGUCGCCAAAGAAGGAGGCCUUCAACAACCUCCUCAAUAAAGGAAUAACAGGUAAAACCUUGCCUGUGCAUUGUGUGGUGGAAGCCGUUGCGUCAUUGGAAGAAGGUGUUUGGAGGCGAAGGGCAGUUGUUGAAACUGACAGCUAUGUCAUCAUUCCCGCUGCUACCGCCUUCCAUGAACUCGUGCCAGCGGCCAUGAUGCGACUUGGAUACCCCCACGAGCUAGCUGCUUCUGCGAAAGGUUCAGUGGUAAUUAAUAACUGGAAGCCGUUGCCGUUCGAGCGCAUAUCCGAUGGGCCUUUAGCCACUGUCGGUGAAGUGUUGGGUGAGUUGACGACCGUGGCCACCCUUAGGAUCCAACUGUUACGGCCGAGACCCACACCCUUGCAGGAUAUCAAGGACAAACUCCUGAGACUUUUGCUACUCCAGAGCAGACCCUUGUUGAUGUCGACUGGAUGUCCUUUAGAUGAGGUAACGUUAACUCAGAUUUGUCGUGGACAAGAUAGGUCUUCGGGUCCUCAUAAUUUUCAUGAACCGACAGAGGAAACUCGUCGUAAAUUUGAAUCUUGGUGGAGUGCCCAAGUUUCACCUCGCCCCCCACCAUUCAGUCCGCGGCGCUACCCAUCUCCAGGUCCUAAAAAUCGAUCCCCUACACUUAACACCAUCCCAGAUCAUCUGCACCCAGCACUACAGACCGUUCAAAACCAAUAUCCAACACAAAAAACUAGAAUGAGAACAAGUUUUGAUCCCGAACUAGAACUACCAAAGUUACAACGAUGGUUCUCUGAAAAUCAACACCCUAGUAGGCAGCAAAUCCAACAAUAUGUCAGAGAGUUAAAUAAUUUAGAAUCAAGACGGGGACGAAAGCCCUUAGACGUCAAUAAUGUCGUUUACUGGUUUAAAAAUGCAAGAGCGGCUCAAAAACGGGCUGAGUUACGUAAUAUUGGAGGGAUAGGGGGACAUCUUGGUGUCAAUGGCUUUAAUAGCAGAAGUCACAGUCCAUCGAAUGGAUCACUUAUGGCUGGUAAUGAUAACUAUAGUUCUCAUGACCAUAAUUCUUUGAAGAGUCCCAUGCAAUUAUCAGGAAGCCCUGGCAGAUACCCAAUGUCAGUCAUGUCUGAAGACAAUCUGUCAAACCCCGGAUCUGAUUUGGAAGAUGACGGUGGUGACUUGAAUAAUGAAGAAAGACCAGAAAGUCCAGAUGCUCCACUUUCCCUUAUUACUACAAGAAAAAAUAAUAAUGAGAAUGACAGGGAGGAUGCACCAAAAGAAUCUCCGAAACCUCCUGAUAUAAUAAAGGUCCAUGAUAUCAAACAAGAGCCAAAGGACUUAAGCAAACAAGAACAAGUGCACUCACCUCAGCGUUCACCGACCAAAAAUAGUGACAGCUCUCACAAUAAUAAUAAUAACAAUGAAGAUGAAAAUGGAGGCGCCGAAGAUCAUGACAUUCCUUCGGAUGAAGAAGUCGUUCAAGAGCGUCAUUACAGACCAUCGUCUCCUCAUCUCGACCGUUUACCGUUUCCAAUGGUACCGAAUCAUCCCAUGUUCGGUCACGGUAUAAUGUACAUGAGCCAAUACAUGGGAGGAUUCCCAGGUGUAGGGGGUGUUCCAGGCGAAGGGGCUAGCGGCUUAAAUUUAGCCCUAGCAGGCGCGUCUGACGAGCGCCGCAAACGCAAUCGUACCUUCAUAGACCCCGUCUCUGAGGUUCCCGUGUUAGAGCAGUGGUUUUCAAUGAACACACAUCCUUCGCACAAUCUGAUACUUAAAUAUACAGAAGAGUUGAACAGGAUGCCAUAUAGGCAAAAAUUUCCACGACUGGAAUCUAAAAAUGUUCAGUUCUGGUUCAAGAACCGUCGGGCUAAGUGCAAGAGGCUGAAGAUGUCUCUUUACGAGCCGACUUCACCUGGUCAUUACUCCCAUCCCGGUCAUCCACACGCAAUUGCUGAAAGAAAAUUGGUGUAGGCUGACAUCGAAGUUGCAUAUUAUAAUAGAGUGUGUAACAAUUCUCCUGUGUGUUUGGUAAUAAGUGUUGGAACUGUGUACUCACGAAACUCACAUGAAAGACUGAAUUCGGUUAUGGUGAAAAGUGCCAUGUUAGUGCUAUGUGGGAUUGUUUACGACAUCUGAUGAAAGUGUACUUUAAAAGAUAUAGAAGUCAAACUGUUCGUGUAGUUAAAUAUAGUAAUAGGUUUGCUUUAUAUGUAAAAAUAUUAUUGCAAUAUAUAAUAACAAUAUAUUCGUAAAUACACGUUACAAAGUAGAUGAAUCUCAAAUGUACUAAUCAGUACUCCUGUUUUGUAUAUUAUAAUUUUUAAGUUUUAUUUAUUAAUUAUUUCCAUAGAUUUAAAUAAACUCUGUAUAUGUUAGGGAGGUAAGGAUUAUAAAAAAAAACAUUCAAUAUGUUAAAAUAUUUGUACAACUUAUACAAAAAAGAUCUAUAAAAUAAAAAAUAAUAUAAGUUUAAAAAAAAAAUACGAAUAAUUGACGAGUCAUUAAGUUAUUAAGAUAAAAAAAAAAUAUAUAACACAUCUAAAUGUAUAUACUGUCUCAGCCUUGGAAGGGCUACAUUAUCACUUAGUACGUGUAUGUAGAAUAGAUAAGUGAUGAAGAUUUAUAUUUACGCACAUUCCUUCUCAUAAUAAGUAGAUAUUAAUCAUUCAAUCCAAAGAUUGAUUAUAUAUUAAUUAUAAAGCUGAUUCACACUAGCGCACUAAGCCACCGGUCCUACUGAGCAAUGUGAUACAGCAAGAUAAUGAAAAGAUCCAAAACUCUUGAUAACGAGAUUUCUUAUUGUAAUAAUGUAUAGGCCUGUCAGACAUCGCUUAGUUCAACUAGACAUUGUAUAAAAGUAACUGUUGCAGUAUUUGUGCAUUUAUCAAUUGAGGCUGUUCUUACAAUAGCGGUUUCUUGUUUUAUAGUUUUAGACACUAGUGGUAACCGCUGGCGAAUUGUUUUGUUAUUCUAUGUUAUGCUUGUUUUGUGAAGCUGUGAUGAUUCCAAAUAAUGUAAAUAUUUUAUUGAUGUUAAAUAAGGUUUUUAUCAUAAAGCAAACGUCACUGAGCUCACAAGAAUAUUAAGCAUUCAUUGCUUAGGUAUUGAGAAUAAUUGGCUAAAUGUGUACUCCAUUCAAUUAUAUAAACGAAAAUUUAAUGAAUAUAGUACGAUAUUGAA
This is a messenger RNA of Danaus plexippus (monarch butterfly), 3518 nucleotides long. It is a transcript of the gene dve, whose product is annotated as homeobox protein dve-1. Gene Ontology annotation, molecular function: RNA polymerase II cis-regulatory region sequence-specific DNA binding; DNA-binding transcription factor activity, RNA polymerase II-specific. Gene Ontology annotation, biological process: regulation of transcription by RNA polymerase II; chromatin remodeling. The record is from RefSeq and is a predicted model, not a curated record. The transcript is spliced from 7 exons. NCBI's taxonomy places the organism in Eukaryota, Metazoa, Arthropoda, Insecta, Lepidoptera, Nymphalidae. Bases 90 to 2309 code for a protein of 739 amino acids.